AUGAAGAACCCGAGGAAGAAGAAGAGGCCAAAGCCCCAGAAGAAGAUUGUGGAGAAAAAAGGGGUUGUUGUUGAUAACGGAAACGAAGAAGAGAAGACAAAAGAGAGGGUUUUGGAGGCAUUGGUGGAGGCUUUCGCCUUGUCCUCUGUGAAGGAAGCUUCCAUAGCCUAUGACAUUGCAAGGGGCGAUCCCAACAAGGCUUCGGAGAUCCUAAGAAAGGGUUUUGUGGACAGAUCCGAAGAUUCUUUCUCGUGUUCUUCUUCUUCUUCGUGCAGUGGUGGUGGUUCCAUGGGGUCGGAAUUGGGGUCAAAGGGGGAGGGGGAUUUGGGGUGCUUCAAAGGCGGGAGGCAGAAGAAGAAGGUGGUGGCUUCAACUGGCACUGUUUCAACGGUUUUGGGGAAGGAGUAUGUGAGGAGGGACAACGUGAGGGACAAGGGGUUUAGUGGUAAUGGAGGAGUUUUUGACAUGGAGGAGGCAGAGCAGUUCCUCUGCUCUAUGCUGGGGAAUGAUUGUGAUCUUAACUUGGCUAUUGUUAGAGAUGUUUUUUGUGAGUAA
Molecule: messenger RNA, 555 nt
Organism: Cajanus cajan (pigeon pea)
Lineage: Eukaryota; Viridiplantae; Streptophyta; Magnoliopsida; Fabales; Fabaceae
Source: RefSeq, a predicted model, not a curated record